CCAACAAACCAUAUAAAACCUGCCUUGAAGUGUCCCAUCUACCAGAGACACUCUGCUUGCAGCUGCAGCCGUUCAGACAGGAAGAACUGAACCUUUCUUUACACUGGGGAAGACCUUUAGACCGAGAAAGGUGGCAAAGAUAAAGGGGCAAAAGUCACACUUGGAAGAGAAUGGAAAAACGGCUACAGGAGACCUCGAGGGUGUGGCUGAUUAGAUUGUGGAUGUGAAUGAAACCAUAUGCCAUAGAUGGAUCCACAUGAAGGAGUGUCUUGGCUGGAUUGAUAGUAAAUGAAUGAUAGUUUUGGAAAAAUGAAAGUAAUUUUAGCCUGUUCAAGUUUCAUUUUCUCUCUUUGCAUCUCUGUAGUGCUCAAACUUUACCAAAACUUCCUGGAGUGUCCCAUUUAUAGAGACAUUCUAACUGUAGCUGCAGCUGUAAGAGAGGGAGAACAGGGCGUUUGGAGCUUGAAAGGUGCUCACUCGCCAAGAUGCUCAUAAAUGUGAAAGACAUGAUGGAACUGCUGUGCCUAGUAUCUGAGGUGAGGAAGAUGAAGGCUGCCGUCAAGCAAUCUGGAUAUGGUGCAUUUCUAGCAGGAACGGGGGCUUUGCUCGGAGCCUUAACGGGUGGCCUUGUUGGAAUCGCUCUAGGAGGUGCCAUUGGAGGUGUGCUUGGUGCCGGCAUGUCUGCUGGGAAAUUUAAACCUGUCCCGCAAAUUAUUAUGGAACUGUCUCCUCGGCAGCAGCAGCAGCUUUGUAAUAAGGUCCAUGCCAUCACUAGGCAUCUGGACUGGACAGAUAUGGCAGCAAUCACUGCCCUGGUCAUGACAAAUGGAAGCAUCCAAGACCAGGUGCUGGGGGUUCUAGGAAAGUUCUUCACUAACACGAUUGGAGCUGAAAUCCGGUAUGGAAAAUAGGAAGGAACUUUUCCUUCCAGUGAUGUGGGCAUGUAACACAAAGGAACGCCAACGCCUGCAGAUUAUUUAGCCUUCCUUAGCAUUGCUCUCUGGCAGUUUUAUUCUCUUUUGGUACUGCCCUCUUUUGAUUUGUAAAGCAGAAUAAAGAUAGUGUGUUCUGGAUCACAAUAUGCUGUUUUACACGCAGAGCAAAGAAGCAAGCAAAACUGUUUUUAUAUUUUUGGAUUCAAAUAAAUCAGUUUCUCCUGAACCUUUGCAUCUGUUCUGCUCUUCAGAAUGCCUUUGCAGGACAGGUAUGGCUUAAUGAAUCAAGGACAAGUUGGGUUCCAACCCCCGCUCAGCCAUAAAACUCACAGCUGAUGUUAGGACAGUCCAAUGUUCACAUCCUGGCUCACUUCGCAGCGCUGUCGUAAGGAUAGAGUGUAGACAGGAAGAGAACUCUGUACUUUGCUUUGAGCUCACUGAGAAUUUAAGGCACGACUCUCAGUCUAAGGUCCAAUCUUCCUCUUCUCUCAUUCCUUGGGUGUCUCAACUGGAAGAUCUCUUGCUCAGCAGGAAAGAAAACUAUUGUCAGCCAAAAUGGAGAGGACAGGCCAGUGAUAUGUCCCUGAAACAGACUAAACAUUUUAGUUAAAACAUUUCAAAACAUGUUCCGCUAAUGGAUGCCAGACACAAUGAUCCAGCAUCUUGGAAAGUUGGUUUUUGGGGUAAGAAUUCCCAGAAUUCCUCAGCCAUUUAUAACCAUGUACAGCCAUAACAAAGUCAUCAUGAUAAAACCAAAGAAACAGUGAAUACAUUCAAAUGGGAUAAUGUGAAAUACAUGGAUAAUAAGUGUUGAUCUGGUACCAACUGUAUCUCUG
This is a messenger RNA of Pogona vitticeps (central bearded dragon), 1771 nucleotides long. The record is from RefSeq and is a predicted model, not a curated record. Lineage: Eukaryota; Metazoa; Chordata; Lepidosauria; Squamata; Agamidae.